This is a messenger RNA of Gloeophyllum trabeum ATCC 11539, 813 nucleotides long. RefSeq lists its product as uncharacterized. Gene Ontology annotation, cellular component: chromosome; cytoplasm. NCBI's taxonomy places the organism in Eukaryota, Fungi, Basidiomycota, Agaricomycetes, Gloeophyllales, Gloeophyllaceae. The transcript has 2 exons. Gene Ontology annotation, molecular function: 3'-5' DNA helicase activity; four-way junction helicase activity; ATP binding. The annotation marks the transcript as partial. Gene Ontology annotation, biological process: double-strand break repair via homologous recombination. The record is from RefSeq and is a predicted model, not a curated record.
AUGUCAGCCGCUGUUCCUCAUACAGCAAACGCAUUUUCAUCUCCGGAAGGGCGUAUCUGGACGCGCUCAAUUCUUAGGAAGCUAGUUCCCUUCGAUCCUCAUGACUACCAGCUGGAGGGUGUCUGUAAAUGCCUCGAUGGCGUUGAUUUGUUUGCUAUAACGGCGACCGGCGAUGGAAAGACAGGGUACUUCUAUAUGUACAUUUUAAUGGUAAUCUAUCUAUCCAACAAUUCCGCGGCGUGGCCCAAAGGAACCUUUUUCCCUCAAGACCCGGUUAUAAUCGUUGUAUGUCCUACUAAUGGUAUCGAAGAACAAAUGGCGUCUAAGAUGACAGCAUUCGGUCUUCGGACACUUGCUGUCAACUCCCACACCCUGCAUGAGGCUGCGGAACGGAAGGAAGACUUAUGGGUGAUAGCGCGAACGCGUAUAGCGAUGCUCAUGCUAUCGCCCGAGCAACUAGUGGCUAAGGGAUUCAAGAAUUUGUUAUCCCAUGAACCUUUCUGGCGACGGAUUGUUGCCAUGGGCGUGGACGAAGCCCACCUGCUCUUGCAGUGGGGGAAAGGCUUCAGGAAAGCCUUCCUCGAGAUAGGCUUCAUGCGUGCCAGGUUACCGUCGCGGGCCGUUGUGAUGGCCGUCACGGCGACUAUGGCACCUGGGAAACGUUUUGGAGCUGUCUGUGAGCUUCUCGGGUACAAGCAAGGCGCAUUUCAUGAAAUCCGGCGCUCAAACUUCAGGCCCGAGAUUCAACUUCUGUUCCGUCCUCUCAAUUGCGGCAUUGGUGGCCGGCGAUUCCCAUCGCUCCUAUGGGUGCUU